UUAGGACCCGGAAGCGCUGCCGCGUGACGUCAGACUUAACAACCAAUUAGGAAUUGGUGCUGCUUUAUAUGCAGAUGAUGGUACAUUAUGGAAAAGGUUAAGAAAUAUUGAAUAUAUAACAGAAGUUCUUCAAAAAGCAGUAACAGAGGUGGAAGGAUGGUCCAUAACAUGGGGUUUUAAGUUAUCGGUUAGUAAAUCAAACUGUUUUUCCUCAAGGAAAAAUAUUCCUGAAAAUAUUAAACUGUACCUGUAUGGAAAUCCAUUAGAAAGUGUGUCAGUAUUUAAAUACUUAGGAUUAUGGUUUGAUGAGAACACAUAUAAAUCUGAUAGAGAAUAAAAGCAAAAAAGUGAUCAAUUUGAUGAGGGCUAUAUCAGAAAAUAAUAAUUAAUAUACUGUAUAUAGAUAGAGAUAUGCUGAGACCCACUUUUGAUUAUGGUUGUACAAUACACAGAGCAGCAGCUUAAACAAACCUAAAAAAAAUGGAUAUAAUACAGGCUAAAGAUUUAAGAGGGUUUUGGGUGGCCAAUAAAAGGUGAAGUGGAUAAAUAUAAAUAAAUAGUGUUAGGACCAUCUGUAGCAAUAGGAAACAACCAUGAUGAGAUUAUUACUAUGGCAAAGGUAGAUGUAAAUCUAAACAAAUACAUGAAAAUAAUAGUAAAGUAUAUAGAUAAAUACAUACAAGCUAACUAUUUUUCAUAUCGACACAUUUACAGACGGAUCAAAAGGUACCAGAAUCUGGAGUAACAGGUAUAGGAAUAUUCCAGAAUUUGAAACAAGCGUAUUCAAAAGAUUAUCAAAUAAUUUAGCAAUAUAUACAGUAGAAUUAGUUGCAAUAAUCCAUUAGAGAAGAUAUUUUAAAUGAUAUAUAUUUGACAUUAAAAUCUCUAAAUAGUAAGAGAAUAGAUGUCAAAUUUUGUUGGAUACCGGCUCAUACAGGAAUCAAUGGAAAAGAAAUAGCAGAUCAGUUAGCAUUAAGUCAAUUAUUAUAUAUUCAAAAAGAGUAGCAGAAGAAGUGGGACAUAGUUGAUACAGGAAGAUUUUAUUAUAAAAUGAAUUCAUGCAUCAAAGAAACAUACACUUUCGGAAGAUGUAGGAAAGAUGAGGUGAUUUUAACUAGAUUACAAUUUGGACACGCAUGAAUAAAUGCAAAACUGUACUAAAUAGGUUAGCAUAUUACAGGUAAAUGUGCCUUUUGUGGGGUAAUAGAAAGCAUUGAACAUGUAAUAUUAAAAUGUCGGAAAUGUAGAGAGAAUUAAAAUGAUAAAGAACUUAAAAGGCAAUACUAAGGAAAAAAGAUAAAUUGGAUAUUAGGAAACGGAUUAAAAGAGGAGUAUUAAUCAAAGAAUAGUAAUGGAAUAUAUAGCAGAAACAGGAUUAAACAAACAAAUUUAGGGAAUUUAAAUAAAUAAAACAAAGGAAUAUGGGAACACACAACAUCUCCCUGUUUGUUUGGCAUGGGAGCUGAACAUACAGCAGCCAUAAAUACAGAUUGGGUGAACCCUUAAUUAAACGAUAAAAAAAUAGAGAUGGGACUAUCACCCAUGUAUGAAUAAAAACAGUAGGUGGCGUUAUGUGCCUAUGGUGCAGAAUAUGGCACAAUUCCAAAGAAGAAGAAUGAGAGCAGUGAAAGAAUUAAGCUGUAUUAACUGAAAAAAGAAAUUGAGUUAAGUUGAAAAUAAGCAUGUACGUAUCAGUAGGACGAUAAAGAUUUGUGUCACGCACCGGGGGGGAAACGAACUUGAGUUUGAUUCAGUUGAACCAAACAAGACAGGUGUGAAAACACCCUUAAAGCUCCCAUUGGUUCCAGACCUUCAGCAUCAGACAAUAGUAUGUGUUCAUUAAUAAAAUUCAAAGGCAAUUAUUUAAUAUUUUCAAAGUAAUUAUAGCUGAGCUGUUUAACACAAAUAAUCAGGUCUUUUUCUACUUGUCCUGCAGAUGUGAAUCAGUGAAGGAUGAUGGCGUCUGUUUCAGAUCACCUUCUAGAUGCUCUGGAUGAUCUAGACACAGAUGAACUGAAGAGGUUUAAAUGGCGCUUAAAAAAUCAUAAGGGCUUUUCAAGGGCUGAUCUCCAAAAGGCAGACACCCUUGACACAGUGGAUCUGAUGAUGAAGUGUUUGGGACCAGAAGAAGCUGUGAAGAUCAUGGUGGACAUCCUGAGGAAGAUGAACCAGAACCAUGUGGCUGAACAGUUAGAGAAGAAACACAAGCAAGACACUUUCACCAACAUUGUUCCCAGGAACGACUUCCUACAAUAUUCCCAUCGGCUCACUCUGGAUCUGAACACGGUGAAUAAACGCCUCCAUAUGUCUGAGAAUAACAGAGAGAUUACUGACACUGGCACAGUUCAGCCGUAUCCUGAUCAUCCAGACAGAUUUGAUAAUUGGGAACAGGUGUUGUGUAGAGAGAGUGCGUGUGGACGCUGUUACUGGGAGGUUGAGUGGAGAGGACGUGUGUCUAUAUCAGUGUCAUAUAUGAGCAUAAGCAGGAAGGGAUGGGACAAUGAGUGUGUGUUUGGACGUAAUGAUCAGUCCUGGAGUUUGAUCUGCUCUUCCUCCAGUUACUCAUUCAGACACAAUAACAUAGAGACUAAACUCCCUGUUGAGUCCAGCCGCAGAAUAGGAGUGUAUGUGGAUCACAGUGCAGGAACUCUGUCCUUCUACAACGUCUCUGGAGACACAAUGAGCCUCAUCCACACAGUCCAGACCACAUUCACUCAACCGCUCUAUCCUGGGUUUACAGUUUAUAAAGGAUUAGUGAAACUGUGUUGAUGUAUCAGAAUAAGGUUGUAGAGUCUCUUAUUUUCUCUUCAUUACAAUAAAGGAUUAGUCCACUUUUUUAAAUAAAAUUUUCCUGAUAAUUUACU
This is a messenger RNA of Megalobrama amblycephala (Wuchang bream), 2864 nucleotides long. RefSeq names its product stonustoxin subunit alpha-like. The record is from RefSeq and is a predicted model, not a curated record. The transcript has 3 exons. The coding region runs from base 1954 to 2769 and encodes 271 amino acids. Gene Ontology annotation, molecular function: protein binding. Lineage: Eukaryota; Metazoa; Chordata; Actinopteri; Cypriniformes; Xenocyprididae.